Molecule: messenger RNA, 1501 nt
Organism: Theobroma umbraticum
Lineage: Eukaryota; Viridiplantae; Streptophyta; Magnoliopsida; Malvales; Malvaceae
Source: RefSeq, a predicted model, not a curated record
GUCCAAAUGGAAGGGCAGGGGAUCAUGAAAAUAGUGGUCAAAUUUUUAGAGGUUUUAUUGAUUGACAGUCCAAGAAGCAAGCAUAACUGCCAAGAUUCGGUCUCUCAAACGAUGUCCUUGUGACUUGUGAGAAUCAUGACUCAGGAGAGCAGUAGCAAGACUCCAUAGAUGGAAUUUGGAGGCUCUGGCAUGAGUGACCGAGGUCCCAGAAGAGGAAGAAUGGGCCGGAGAAGGCUUGAAGAUGAUGAGGAGGACCCAGAGUUCAUAUCAAAGAACCUCCAUGCCGAGAGACGGAGGAGGCAGAAACUCAGUGACAGGCUCCUGACUCUGCGUUCAUCAAUGAACAAAGCAACAAUAAUUGAGGAUGCAAUUACUUACAUCCAAGAGCUGCAGAAGAGUUCACAGGUUCUCACUGAACAGCUACUCGAAAUGGAAGGAUCGUCUGAAGAGGGAGGAAAGCCAAUGGCAAAUGAAAUUGAUGCUGCAGAAGAUAUGAAGAAUUAUGGGAUCAAGGAAGACGUUAAUGUGACCAACAUUGACGGCAACAAGCUUCUGAUAAGAAUCAUCAUUGAGAAGAGAAGGGGUUGCUUCACUAAAUUGAUAGAAGCCAUGAAUUAUCUGGGCUUUGAGCUUUGUGAAACUAAUGUUACCACAUGUAAAGGAGCAAUGCUCUUUUCAUCCUGUGUACAGGGAUUAAAAGUUUUACCCGGCUUUUUGAGUUUCAUGGCUCGGAUUCAUCACCUUUGUAUUGUUUUAGCUGCCGGGUUUUUCAGCUUCAUUGUCAUGUUUCAAGCAACAGAUGGUUCCAGGCUCACUCCACCAGAAGCUGGGAUAGAUGCUGAUCCACCGGAUGUCAAAAUGAUAGCAGAGGGGCCAGUGAUUAGAGCCAUUGGAAAGCAUUCUUCACUUGAUAAGUCUGCAGCAGGCGGAGAUGUCAUCCUUGGAGGAUUUGUGAUGGCUGUGGUGGUGGCAGUUGUUUGCUACCUUCGCAUCACAAGAAAGAGCCAAGAGGCCUAUUCCUAGUUUCCAAAGCCCUUGCCAGCUUAGUAAUAGAAUUUUGGAACGUAAACUACUUACUGUCAUAUUGUUUAAGAUGGAGGAUGGAUUUUUUGUAGUUAGCAAGUUGCUUGAUAGAAAUUCUGAAAUUACACAACCUCAGAACAUGGUAAAGUAGUAGAAUACAUUUAUAUACAUGAUUACUUUAAAUUUUUAUGUUUCUGAUACAAUAAUUAGCAGUGUCCUACCAUUUUUGGAAGCCUCCCAAUUGAAAAUUCAUUCUGUAAACUAUGGGGCUCACGUAAUCAUGGUGUUGCUCUAUGUAUAUACUCAAGAGUUAUGCUUACAGUAAAAACUAAACCCUGAAAAGAUGAUUUACAUAUCAAAUAAUAGCAGCAAUUUUCCUUUACAUUUCAUGCGUGAUAUUGAAGAUCAAUGCCAAAAACCAGCGUCAGCAGGAGGAGAAUUUUCUGUUUUCUAGAUAAGAAGUGCUGCUAACUGACAC